AUGAAUUCAUUUUUUAUUCUGAAGAAGAUUAACAACACUCACUACAUUACUGGGCGGAGGAGUGAAAAACGUCUUCUCUUAUUCCACACAAUGAACUAUCAAGAGGAGGAUGAUUUAAAUGCAACACUUAUUCCGUAUCCAUAUAUUGCAAUUCCACCUCCUACACAACAACCAUCAAACAUGGAACUAUUCUUAUCACUUCUACACCUCCUCUGCCUUACUUCGAUUCUUUGUGGAAAUGUAUCACAAUUAGUACUACAAUUAUACACGAGAAGGUUACGAGAUACUACUCAUGUUCAGCAGUUUCUUGCUUUUUUCUUUUUAAUUAAUGCAUUUGUAUCACUUGGAACUCCAUGGAUGAUUGUGGAGACAUUAGUGAGACAUUGGACAUUUGGACAGAAUGCUUGUAGAGUAUAUCAGGCAACUGCUCAACUUGGAAGAACUCUUCUUCCAUACAUUAUUGUAGCUCUUUAUGUUAUUACGGGAAUGUCUAUAAAUCCAUCGAGAAAAUGUCGAAUUCGACAGUCCUUUAUGUCGAUGAUGUUUGUUAUCAUUUUUGCUCUUUUAGUGCUUUUCAUUAUAAUUCCAGUUAUUGGAAGCUCAACGUUAGAUCAACAAAUCCAUGGAAAUCAUUUACCUGGAGAACUAUACAGUGUCAUGUUCGAAUCUUUUUUCUGUGUAAUUCCAUUUGCUGAAGAAGUCUACACGGACGGAGUUGCUCUGUUUGUUGAAGUUCUUGUUCCGAUAGCUUUGUGCACUGUGUGCGCCCUCAAGCUGAAAAUGAUUACGAAGGAAAUUUCGACAGUUAUUUCAAUUAAUUCUGUGAAUUAUUAUUUGUUUUGGAUAUCUAUUAUUCAUUUUUCUACAAGUUUCUGGUAUUAUUUUUCCGUCGAAACAAAGCAAUGGAUUUUUGAUUUUCUACCAUCUCCAAUGGAUUAUCGUGAUAUUAUUUGUCUUCUUCCAUACAUUUCAUCGUCUCUUACGUGGUAUCCUGCAUCGGACUUAAGUGCCUUUUGGUCAUUACAUGAAAAUCAUAGCGAAAGUCCUGAAUCAUUUCCAAGUCGAAAUUCUUCCCGCCACGUUCGUCUCGUUGUGCCUUCUUCAGCUAGUGCAUAUAGUAAUUGUCAUAUGCCACUGAGCUCACAAAAUACCUGUGAUGUCUGA
Caenorhabditis elegans is the source of this 1164-nucleotide messenger RNA. RefSeq names its product G-protein coupled receptors family 1 profile domain-containing protein (gene bath-37). Gene Ontology annotation, molecular function: G protein-coupled receptor activity. Gene Ontology annotation, biological process: G protein-coupled receptor signaling pathway; signal transduction. The transcript has 7 exons. Gene Ontology annotation, cellular component: membrane. The coding region runs from base 1 to 1164 and encodes 387 amino acids. The record is from RefSeq and is marked reviewed. NCBI's taxonomy places the organism in Eukaryota, Metazoa, Nematoda, Chromadorea, Rhabditida, Rhabditidae.